Molecule: messenger RNA, 1454 nt
Organism: Grammomys surdaster
Lineage: Eukaryota; Metazoa; Chordata; Mammalia; Rodentia; Muridae
Product: phospholipid scramblase 1
Exons: 9
Coding region: 290-1264 (324 amino acids)
Biological process (GO): phosphatidylserine exposure on apoptotic cell surface
Cellular component (GO): plasma membrane
Molecular function (GO): phospholipid scramblase activity
Source: RefSeq, a predicted model, not a curated record
CCUGCCUGGCCUCUGAGCGCAGCUGGAGGAGUCUAGAGUGCAGGCUGAGCUCAUCUAGAGUGAGUUCCUCUGAGAGGCUUUAGGGAAAGCUGGGCUGCAGCUGAGCCACUAGCAAGGGGUUGGGACUCACGACUGCCAGGAGCCAGCUGUCCACCUUGAGGAGCAGAAGGAGCCUCAGGUGAAUCUCGCGUUCUGUGCGGUCCAGGACAGAGCUCUCGGUCUGUGCGCGCGCGGGAGCGGGCUACAGUGAUGGGGCGCGGAGAAAGGAAAAUAUUCUUUGUUUUAAAUCAUGGAAAAGCAUGGCAAGCAAACUGAAGCUCCCCACCAAGGAACACAUUUGCCAGCUGGGUAUGUCCCUCCAUAUCCACCAGCAGCUUUCCAAGGACAUGCUGCUUACCCCAUACCACAGGCUGGCUACCAAGGGCCACAGGGUCCCUAUCCAGGGCCCCAACCUGGCUACCCAGUCCCACCAGGAAGUUAUGCAGGUGGUGGCCCAAGUGGUUUUCCUGUCCAAAAUCAGCCAGCAUAUAAUCAUGCAGGAGGACCUGAAGGAACCCCAUGGAUGCCAGCACCACCUCCUCCACUGAACUGUCCACCUGGGCUGGAAUAUCUAACUCAGAUUGAUCAGAUUCUGGUUCAUCAGCAAAUUGAACUUCUGGAAGUCUUAACAGGCUUUGAAACAAAUAACAAAUAUGAAAUCAAGAACAGCCUUGGGCAGAGAGUUUACUUUGCAGUGGAAGAUACUGACUGUUGUACUCGAAACUGCUGUGGAGCGUCUAGACCUUUCACCUUGAGGAUCCUGGAUAAUCUGGGCCGAGAAGUCAUGACACUGGAGAGACCCCUGAGAUGCAGUAGCUGCUGCUUCCCCUGCUGCCUCCAGGAGAUAGAAAUCCAGGCUCCUCCUGGGGUGCCAGUAGGUUAUGUGACUCAGACCUGGCACCCAUGUCUUCCGAAGUUCACUCUCCAAAAUGAGAAGAAGGAGAGUGUUCUAAAAGUUGUUGGUCCAUGUAUUGUGUGUAGCUGCUGUUCAGACAUUGACUUUGAGCUCAAAUCUCUAGAUGAAGAAUCGGUAGUUGGCAAAAUUUCCAAGCAGUGGUCUGGUUUUGUGAGAGAGGCCUUCACGGAUUCAGACAACUUCGGGAUCCAGUUCCCACUAGACCUGGAUGUGAAGAUGAAAGCGGUGAUGCUUGGAGCUUGUUUCCUCAUAGAUUUCAUGUUUUUUGAAAGAAGUGGAAAUGAGGAACAAAGAUCGGGAGUCUGGUAGUAGUUUCCAGAGAUUCCUCUUGAGGUGUAAGGACUAUGUACUGGUGGACAUUCAAUGGAAACCGAGGAAUCAAAAGGAACACACCAUGGCUUCUUUUCUUUUCCUGAAAUAACUUUAUACCAAUUAACCUGUGAUGGCUGUAGGCCCUAUUGUACAAUUGUGCUCUCAAAUUAGAGUUUAUUUUCUAUAA